CUCACAUGUCUUGAAAGAUUUGGUCCCCAAGGGUUGAAUAUUUUACUACUUAGCCCCAUAAAGUAGAUGGUUGCAGAUCAUUCCUGCAUUAUUAGUUUGUCAUGAUGACUAGUGCAGUCUUCAAAGUCUGCUGAUAAUAAUUCUGAAGCAAUUACAUCUUACCUCAUUGUUUGCUUCAUAGCUUCAAAUAAGCAACUACGUCACGUUGGGUAUCCUUCACGACUUUUUCUUCUCUACUUAUAGUGAACCCCAGCUUUAGGUUUGAGCCAAAAAGCAGAGGGAGCUUCAUUGGGAGUGACUAAGAACUUCUUGGCCUUCUAUUGAUCUGGGAUUUUGGAUUAAAGAUGGCUGUUCAAAACUCUCUACAAAUAGCAAGUGGUCCUUAUGAUGAUGAUGGGCGAGCCAAAAGAACCGGAACACUGACAAGUGCCGUUGCUCACAUCAUUACUGCUGUUAUUGGUUCUGGUGUGCUUUCACUGGCAUGGAGCACUUCCCAAUUAGGAUGGAUUGCUGGUCCAGUUGCCUUGCUUCUAUUUGCAAUUGUCACAUACAUUUCCUCCUUCCUCGUCUCUGAUUGUUACAGAACCUCAGAUUCUAAAUCUGGCAAAAGAAACUACUCUUACAUUGGAGCUGUUAGAGUCUACCUUGGAAAUAAAAGGACAUGGGUGGCUGGUUCCCUUCAAUUUCUGACCUUGUAUGGGACUUGUGUUGCUUACGUAAUUACCACAGCAACAUGUAUGAGGGCAAUUCUAAAAUCAAACUGUUAUCACAAGGAAGGGCACAACGCUCCUUGCAAUUAUGGGGAUACCUUGUUUAUGGUUUUGUUUGGAUGCAUUCAGAUUAUCAUGUCAUUCAUACCAGAUCUCCACAACAUGGCGUGGGUUUCAGUUGUGGCUGCAAUAAUGUCCUUCACGUACUCAUUCAUUGGACUAGGACUUGGCAUUGCUCAAACUAUAGAAAAUGGGAGAAUCAUGGGGAGCGUAACAGGAGUACCUGCAAAGAAUGUAGUUGAGAAGUUAUGGUUAAUCUUUCAAGCACUUGGUGACAUAGCCUUCGCCUAUCCAUACUCGGUCAUUCUGCUCGAGAUACAGGAUACCUUAGAGUCUCCUCCUCCAGAAAACCAGACCAUGAAGAAAGCAUCCAUGGUUGCAAUCUUCAUUACAACAUUCUUCUACCUCUGUUGUGGAUGCUUUGGAUAUGCAGCAUUUGGAAACAACACACCAGGAAAUCUCUUGACAGGCUUUGGCUUCUAUGAGCCUUACUGGCUCAUUGACUUAGCUAAUGUUUGCAUUAUUCUUCAUUUGAUUGGAGGGUAUCAGAUUUUCAGCCAACCCAUAUACAGUUCUGCAGAAGGAUGGGCUUCAAGAAAAUUCCCAAACAGCGGGUUUGUGAAUAACUUCUACAAGCUGAAACUGCCUCUGUUGCCAAGUUUCCAGAUAAAUACCUUCAAGUUUGUGUUUAGAACAGUGUAUGUGAUUACAACCACAGGGCUUGGAAUCCUGUUUCCUUACUUCAACCAAGUUCUGGGAGUGUUAGGGGCGAUGAGCUUUUGGCCAUUGGCUAUAUAUUUCCCAGUGGAGAUGUACUUUGUACAGAAGAAAAUUGAAGCUUGGAGCAGAAAAUGGAUUGUGCUCAGAUGUUUUAGCUUCGUUUGCUUUCUUGUUACUGUGGUAGGUCUUAUUGGGUCUCUGGAAGGAAUCAUAAGCCAGAAACUUGGCUGA
This is a messenger RNA of Neltuma alba, 1721 nucleotides long. RefSeq names its product probable amino acid permease 7. Lineage: Eukaryota; Viridiplantae; Streptophyta; Magnoliopsida; Fabales; Fabaceae. The transcript has 8 exons. The coding region runs from base 345 to 1721 and encodes 458 amino acids. The record is from RefSeq and is a predicted model, not a curated record.